Scaptodrosophila lebanonensis is the source of this 1529-nucleotide messenger RNA. RefSeq names its product alpha-amylase-related protein. The transcript has 2 exons. The coding region runs from base 1 to 1491 and encodes 496 amino acids. NCBI's taxonomy places the organism in Eukaryota, Metazoa, Arthropoda, Insecta, Diptera, Drosophilidae. The record is from RefSeq and is a predicted model, not a curated record. Gene Ontology annotation, molecular function: cation binding; alpha-amylase activity. Gene Ontology annotation, biological process: carbohydrate metabolic process.
AUGGCGAAGCUAGCUUUGUUUAUCCCCUUGCUUACCGCAUGCCUAAUGGCUACCGUGGCAAGGGCACAGCAUAAUCCUCACUGGUGGGGCAACCGCAACACCAUCGUUCAUCUCUUCGAAUGGAAGUGGUCUGAUAUUGCCAAUGAGUGUGAGAAUUUCUUGGCGCCACAAGGCUAUGCUGGCGUUCAAGUGAGUCCCGUUAACGAGAACAUCAUCUCUGCGGGUCGUCCCUGGUGGGAACGGUAUCAACCUAUUUCCUAUAAGCUUAUCACACGCUCCGGCAAUGAGUUGGACUUUGCCUCUAUGGUCAGGCGAUGCAAUGAUGUGGGAGUACGCAUCUAUGUGGAUGUUCUGCUCAAUCACAUGUCCGGAGACUUUGAGGGCACUGCUGUUGGAACUGGCGGCUCUGUAGCUGAGCCCAGCAAGAAAUCCUUCCCAGCUGUUCCUUACACAGCUGCUGACUUUCAUCCGAGCUGUGAUAUAACCGACUGGAACGAUCGAUUCCAAGUACAGCAAUGCGAACUGGUGGGUCUGAAGGACCUGGACCAAGGCAACAACUGGGUCCGCACACAACUCAUCGCGUUUCUAGAUCAUCUGAUACAAUUGGGCGUGGCUGGUUUUCGUGUGGACGCGGCUAAGCAUAUGGCGGCCAGCGAUUUAAAGUUUAUUUACGACAAUGUGCGAGACCUGAACACGGAUCAUGGCUUCCCAAACAACGCGCGUGCCUUCAUCUUCCAGGAGGUUAUAGAUCAUGGGCAUGAGACUGUGUCACGUGAGGAAUAUAAUCAAUUGGGUGCGGUCACUGAGUUCCGCUUCUCGGAGGAAAUAGGCAAGGCGUUCCGUGGUCACAAUACACUUAAGUGGCUGCAAAGUUGGGGCACCGCCUGGGGCUUCUUGCCCUCGGAGCAAGCAUUGACCUUUGUGGACAAUCACGACAAUCAGCGCGACAGUGGUGAGGUUUUGAACUACAAGUCGCCCAAGCAAUACAAAAUGGCCACCGCCUUCCACUUGGCCUAUCCCUAUGGCAUAAGUCGCGUUAUGAGCUCCUUUGGCUUUGAUGACCGCGAUCAGGCGCCCCCACAAGAUGCCUCCGAGAACAUCAUCUCCCCCCAGUUUGAUGUGGAGGGAGCAUGCACCAAUGGCUGGAUAUGUGAGCAUCGCUGGCGGCAAAUUUACAAUAUGGUCGGCUUCAAGAACGCCGUACGCGGCACUGGGCUGAGCAAUUGGUGGGACAAUGGCGACAAUCAAGUCGCUUUCUGUCGUGGCUCCAAGGGCUUUAUCGCAUUCAACAACAAUAAUUAUGACCUGAAUGAGACGUUGCAAACCUGCCUGCCUGCUGGCACCUACUGCGAUGUCAUUUCGGGAGCCAAGUUGAACGGCGCAUGCGCCGGUAAGUCAGUCACUGUGGAUGGCAAUGGCUAUGCACACAUCAGCAUUGGAGCCAAUGAGUUCGAUGGUGUACUUGCCCUGCACGCUGACGCAAAAUUGUGAAACGCAGAGACGAUGUAUUUAUAAUAACGACAUAAAUG